AUGGCGAUCCCUCUGCGAAUCCAGCUCCUCUUCCUGCUUGUAAUCCUCCUACUCAUUUCACUGUUCAUCUCCGCCGCAACCGCCGUAGACGGCGGCUCCACCGCUCCAUCAAUUUCUCCUACUUCCACCCCCUUCCAGGCCAUAACUCACACAUAUCCACCAGCUCUCUUCGCCACCAUCCUAUCCACACUCGGCUACCAGGAACUCUCCACCGCCGCCGUAACCGCCAACCUCUCCGCCACCACUCCACUCACCAUAUUCGCCGCCUCCGACGCGUCUCUCCUCACCUGCGCCUCCUGCUCCGUCCCCGUCCUCCUCCAGGAGCUCUCCAUCCCCGGACUUUACCCCUUCCACUUCCUCCAAACCCUAACGUUUGGUACCAAAAUCGAAACCCUAGCCCCCAACCGCUGCCUCACCCUCACCGGCGACGGCAAGAAUAAUAGCAAGCUUUUCGUCAACGGCGUCCAGAUCACGAGCCCUGACAUCUUCAGCAACGGCCUCGUCGUUAUCCACGGCCUCCAAGGCUACGUCUCGCAUCUCUCUCCGCUCUCAUGCAACGUCGAGCGGAUGACGUCACUGUCGUUUCCUUCGCCGUCUCUCUCCUCCGCCACGACGGCGCCUCAGUCGCUGUUCGUCAUGCGCCUGAUGCUGAAGGAUGCAAUUGUCCGGCUCCGCGCCACAGGUUACACCGUCGUCUCGCUCGCGCUCCGCGUGAAGUACGCCGAUCUAUCGGAACUGAAAUCGAUGACGAUCUUCGCGCUCGACGAUGUCUCGAUCUUCUCCGGCAACGGAAAUGCCUACCUCUCGAAUUUCAGGUACCACGUCGUGCCGAACAAGCGGCUGACGGCGGCGGAGCUCGUCAGCUUGCAGCUGGCGACGCCGUUGCCUACCAUGGACGCCGGAAACAGCCUGGUGGUGACCACCGCAGGCGGCGGAGGACUUCUGUCGCCGAUGAAGAUCAACUACGUGAAGAUUACAACCAUCGAUCUGCUGCACAACAGCAGGAUUGCCAUCCAUGGAGUGUCGUCGCCGUUUCCCCAUAUGAACCAGCAUCAGCCGUUCGAUCUGGAGAGCAGUUCUGCUGAGAUCCGACGGCCCAUGUGCGAUCACUUUGAUUGGAACAGUGGGACCUGUGUGGCUGAGGCACGGGUGCCACCUGGCGUUCUGUCGACCGUCGAUUUUGAAGAUCAUCAUGGACUGAAGUUCUGA
Messenger RNA from Erythranthe guttata (spotted monkey flower), 1209 nucleotides. Its product is annotated as fasciclin-like arabinogalactan protein 21. NCBI's taxonomy places the organism in Eukaryota, Viridiplantae, Streptophyta, Magnoliopsida, Lamiales, Phrymaceae. The record is from RefSeq and is a predicted model, not a curated record.